ACCUCCCCUUCCCCAGCGCCGUGAGCGACGGAGCUGCGAGCCAACCGCGAGGCGGCGAGGCGGGGGGCUGAGCCAAUGAGAGCGGGGGAGGGGCGGGACCGGGAGCGGAUUGUUUAUGUGCCGGGAGGGGAAACUUACCUGUCCCGGAACGCCAUGGCACGCCGCACGCGGAGCAGCCGGGCCUGGCACUUCGUGCUGAGCGGGGUGCGCCACGAGGCCGACAGCCGAGCGGUCGCUUUGGCCACCGGAGCGAGAGGCUGGGGCUACGACUCCGACGGGCAGCACAGCGACUCGGAUUCGGAGCCAGAGUUUUCCUCCCUCUCGCCCUCCAUCCCGAGCGCCAUCCCCGUGACGGGAGAGUCCUACUGCAACUGCGAGAACCAGAGCGAGGCUCCCUACUGCUCCAGCCUGCACGCCCUGCACCGCGUCAAGGACUGCCAGUGCGGCGAGGAGGAUGAGUAUUUUGACUGGGUGUGGGAUGACCUCAAUAAGUCGACGGCCACCCUGCUGACCUGCGAUAACCGCAAGGUGAACUUCCACAUGGAGUACAGCUGCGGCACCGCGGCCAUCCGGGGCAACAAGGAGCUGGCGGACGGGCAGCACUUCUGGGAGAUCAAGAUGACCUCUCCGGUGUACGGCACGGACAUGAUGGUGGGAAUUGGGACAUCGGAUGUGAACUUGGACAAGUACCGCCACACCUUCUGCAGCCUGCUGGGCAAGGACGAGGACAGCUGGGGACUCUCCUACACAGGACUGCUGCAUCACAAGGGUGACAAGACAAACUUCUCCUCGAGGUUUGGCCAGGGCUCUAUCAUCGGGGUGCAUUUGGACACGUGGCAUGGGACACUCACGUUCUUCAAAAACCGCAAGUGCAUAGGGGUUGCAGCUACGAAGCUGCAGAACAAGAAGUUUUACCCCAUGGUGUGCUCGACGGCAGCCAAGAGCAGCAUGAAGGUGAUCCGCUCCUGCGCCAGCUGCACAUCUCUCCAGUACCUCUGCUGUUACCGCCUGCGCCAGCUCCUGCCCAACUAUGUGGACACGCUGGAGGUGCUGCCGUUGCCACCAGGACUCAAGCAAGUGCUACACAACAAACUGGGGUGGGUCUUAAGCAUGAACUAUAGCACAUCAAAGCCUUCCUCCUCAUCGUCAGGAAGCGACUCAGAUAGCUCCUGUGGCUCGGAUGCAGAGGCCUGCCAAAGGAAGAGGUGCAGGAGGACAUAAUGUCUCUUCAGACGAACUGCUUUGAGGGAGUCGGGUGGCGUUUUGUUCCGCCGCCUGCAAGGGCAGGCCAGGCCUGACGCACCUCUUUCUUCACGGGGACAUCCGUUUCUACUUGUCUGUGAAGAUUUCUCUUACUCCGGUUGAAAUCUUUAGCCUAAACAUCCAUCACUUGCGUUGAAAAUACCUGCUGACUAAGAGGUCUCAGCUCUGCGGAACGGGUAAGCUGCAGCCAAGUACCUGAGGUUAAUCCCCUGGCUCGGCAUCAAAGCCAUCACCUCUUCCUGCAGAAAGCCUCCUCGCCGCGGGCUGUCAGCAGAGAUGAGAUUGAAGGUGGCCUCCCGGUCUCAAAGCGUACUUCUAGCAAACUCUAGUCAAAUAACUGACUUGAUUCAUCAAAAGACGAAAUCAAAGACCAGUCCCCCUCCUCCUAACUGUUGUGUGUUGGUUUGGUAUCCGCCAUGAGUUCAUCACACUGUGGGGCAUGAUCGAACGGCAGCACUUAGGGAAACGGGCUCCUAGGGAUGAUGCUACGCCACUUGUGAAAGAGCAAUUACUUAAAAGAGUUGAGCUGUUAGUGAUCAUUCUUGAGCCCCCCCUCCCCCCCCAUGACUUUAAUUGCUUUGCAUGUUGGCUACUGCUGCUUCUGUAUCAAAGACUGUAUUAAACUGUAAUAAAAAAAGUAUAAACUGCCUUUCA
Messenger RNA from Oxyura jamaicensis (ruddy duck), 1917 nucleotides. RefSeq names its product splA/ryanodine receptor domain and SOCS box containing 3 (gene SPSB3). Gene Ontology annotation, biological process: proteasome-mediated ubiquitin-dependent protein catabolic process. NCBI's taxonomy places the organism in Eukaryota, Metazoa, Chordata, Aves, Anseriformes, Anatidae. The coding region runs from base 76 to 1221 and encodes 381 amino acids. The record is from RefSeq and is a predicted model, not a curated record. The transcript is spliced from 7 exons. Gene Ontology annotation, cellular component: SCF ubiquitin ligase complex. Gene Ontology annotation, molecular function: protein binding.